AUGGCUCUCGACUCGUACUUGGCCCUCGACGGCUUCACCCAGGGCACAUCCGGCCCAGGGACUCUCUCGCCGGUGUCACACCCGACACCUUCAUCAUCCAGAGGCAACAAUCCUCUUACGACCAAGCUGUCAACCGUCUUGUCUACCUCGUAUUCCGAUGCAGACUUUCGCGAAGCACUGGCUCUACUCGAUGAGCGCGGCGUUGGCAACGAUGCCAGAACGAGGCGCCGCAUUCGACUAGAUGUUCACAAGGAGGUCAUUUCUAGCAACAGCCUUAUCGUUGAUGAAUUCGGGCGAGUCGCCGACCAACUGCGUCAGAUACGGACAACACUAGGAAAACUGAAUGCCGGAUAUGACAAAAUGAAGAAUGAGGUUCUCGACGCCCACAAAGAGACCUCUCCCGCCAUGCUGGAGUCUGCAUCGCUACUCGAGCAGCGGGAGCAGGUGGAGACAAAGCAGCGAGUACUUGCCACAUUCAAGGACCACUUCUUGAUGUCGGAUGACGAGGUCGCCUCAUUGACGUCAACUGCUGAGCCAGUAGAUGACAGGUUCUUCGAUGCUCUCUCAAAGGCAAAAAGUAUAAGUCAGAACUGCGAAAUCUUGCUCGGCUUCGAACGGCAGACACUCGGCUCGGAUUUAAUGGAACAGUCUUCUAAGAACAUCAACUUCGGCUUCCAAAAGCUAUACAAAUGGGUCCAGCGGGAGUUCAAGACACUGAACUUGGAGAAUCCGCAGAUGAACACCUCCAUCAGGAGGGCACUUCGCGUUCUGGCUGGACGACCAUCUCUGUUCCAGAAUUGCCUGGAUUUCUUUGCCGAGGCCCGAGAUCGCAUCUUGUCAGAUUCGUUCCAGGUCGCGUUGACUGGCACCAACGCUUCCGGGGCGGAGGAGCCGUCUAUAAAGCCCAUUGAUUUGACAGCCCACGAUCCCCUUCGCUACGUUGGCGACAUGCUUGCUUGGGUUCAUUCUGCUACUGUUAGUGAGCGCGAAGCUCUCGAGGUUUUGUUCGUCGCCGAAGGGGAUGAACUUGCCGAAGGUCUCAGAUCUGGACGGGACGCUGAAAUCUGGCGUCUUGUGAUAGAAGAUGACGACGAGAAUCAGGACGACUUCAACGCACUCAAGGCUCUGGGAGAUCUGGUCGAUCGAAAUGUGGCCGGUGCGGCGAGGGCACUUCGACAACGCGUUGAGCAGGUCAUUCGAUCCAAUGAGGAGACCAUCACCGCCUACAAGCUGGCCAUGCUCAUCAAAUUCUACCGAAUUACGUUCCACAAGCUUCUGGGACCCAAGGCCGGCCUCGUUGACUGCGCCGCCAGCCUCGAGGAAGAAGCUCUACGACAGUAUCGCUCGCUGGUCAGGGACCACAUCGCUGCCCUGCAAGGGGAGUUCCAACACGCGCCACCCGAUCUUGGACCUCCGGCGUUCCUCUCUGAUGCGCUGAGGCAGUUGGGUACGAUCAUGAAGACAUACGAAUCCUCUUUGUCUGCCGCGGAGGAUCGCGAGAGUGAUUUCAAAGACGUCUUAGCCGAAGCUUUUGAGCCUUUCUUGGCUGGCUGUGAGAAUAUGGCGCGCCCACUCCAGGCACCGGGUGACGCAAUAUUCCUGAUAAACUGCAGGCGUGCCGCAAUCAAGUGUCUCGAGGUAUUUGACUUCACCAAGCAGCGUGCGACUCGCCUCCGACAGAGCAUAGAGCACGAGUUAGAAGACCUUGUUGGCGACCAACAUCUCUUCUUCUGCACCAGCUCGGGGCUUGGGCCUUUGCUAGGUAGCCGCGGGGAGGGACGUUUUGAGAGCGGGGCGAAGCAUCUGACCAAAGACGCACUCGCGCGGGCAAGCCAGCAACUGGACGAUUUCCUGCCAUCGGCGAUGAUGGACGCAAUGGAGAGACUGAAGCGACUUCAGGAUACGACGCUGGCUCGGCAUGCCACAGAGGAAGCCGCGAGUCGAUUCUGCCGCGAUUUCAGAGAUUUGGAGCUGGAAAUUGAAAAGAUUGACGAUCGGGAUGUGUCGCAAGGAGCGGAUGAGCUUGGGCUCAGCAAGAGAACCCGCGUGUCAGCUAUGCUGGGCCUAGCCUUCCCCAGCAUAGUCAUCUUGAGCUUGAAUGCGUAUAGCGUGCACCACGUCACGAUCCACAAGCCCAUUUACGUGCGAGUGAAGGCCAUGUUGCGCAACAAGGCCUUCACCGUCCUCCAGAAGACGUAUGACGACAGCUAUCUCAGCUGUUCGACUGCCGUCUACUAUGAAAGCCAGGGCGAUGAGAUCGAGGCGAUGCGCCACUGGAGGAGUGCGCUCGAGCAAAUCUACGAGCACCGCGCCAAGGCAGCGCCAGGCUACGGUCCGCAGACGGACACCGAGAGGGCCCUCGUCGACGCCCUUCGCGAGCUGGAGCUGCAAUGCAAGGAGAGAAUCGACCUUCUCGAGGCGCUCCGAGCGUCACGGAGCGAGGGAGCAUCCCCGUCCCCAGGUACCAGGCUCUCCAAGACGCCCCCCGAGCCAUAUCGUCCCGUCGACCGCACCAAGGGCUCCAUCGGCCAGGGCACCAUACCCGCCGUGACCUAUUCGGAACUCUCGCGCCCCUCAAUCCCCAGCAGGCCCUCGCUACCUGCCCGGACAUCGUCAGAGGUCGGCUUGAGUGCAAGCGUCGGUGCUCGCCUGGGCCCCUCGUCGUCAAACAACGAUUUGCACAGAACCAACUCGCCGAAGCUGCCUCCGCGCCCGGACAAGGCCGUCCGUUCCCCCAGCCCGGAAAAGCACACCAUGAGGACUACAUUGCGGUCUGGUAGGAUGGGUGAAAAGCCCCAAAAGACGGCACGCAUAUCACCGAAGCCUAUCGCAGAGGGCCCCAGCAAAGCUGCCACACUCGCGUGGACGGCCCUUGGCUCGAGGGAACGAGCCCUCAAACCGUCGAGUGAUGGUGCCACGGCCAGCCAGUUCCUUUCUCCACGCAAGUCCUCCGACGGCCUUCCUCGGCCCGGACCUUCCCAAAACUUCCAGUGGGAUAGCCACUCUCGACGCUUGGUCACACCGCGCGACCCCGAUCACUUUUCUAACGGAUCCCAAGCCAUUGGCACGCCUAGACAUUCUGACGAAUACUCACGUGGUCGGCCGUCGCUGCUGUCCAAGCAUAGCCUGUCAUCCGCCGACAUCAAGGAACUGGUGCAGCUGACUGAAGGCUUCUCCGGAUCCGACAUCACAGCUCUGGCAAAGGACGCAGCUAUGGGUCCGCUUCGGUCGCUUGGAGAAGCCCUUCUGCAUAUGACUAUGGACCAGAUCAGACCCAUAAUGCUGGACGACUUCAAGGCAAGCCUCGGGACGAUUCGCCCCAGCGUUGGCAAGGCUGGGUUGAAAGAUUCGCAAUGGCAUCCGCUGACCGACGGCCCCGCCAUCCGCCACCUAGGGACGCAAUCGCUUCCUCCUCCGGCACUUCCUCAACUCGUGGCGGAACAGAACACCCCCAUCCCGCCCGCCGACAAGGACUCGCAGCGUCUCAUCGUCGUGCUAUCGAAUGCAAGUCUUGAAACGUACAAGGCCUCACAUGGAAGCGCUAGUCGCACGGGUGUCCACCGCGAGGACAAGUACUCGCUCCUCAACAGCGAUGAACACAUCGGGGUGAUGCGCAAGAUGAAUAGGGACAUCAGCGACGCUCGCCCCGACAUCACCCAUCAGUGUCUGUUAACCCUCCUGGACUCGCCCAUCAACAAGGCCGGCAAGCUUCAGAUAUAUAUCCACACGGCAAAGGGUGUCCUCAUUGAGGUAUCGCCUUCGGUCCGCAUCCCGCGCACGUUCAAGCGAUUCGCCGGUCUUAUGGUACAGCUGCUCCAUCGCUUGUCCAUCCGAUCUACCAACUCCAACGAAAAGCUGCUGCGUGUGAUCCAGAACCCUAUUACUGACCACCUCCCCCCAAACUGCCGCAAGGUAACAUUGAGCUUCGAUGCGCCGCUGGUUCGUGUUCGUGAAUACGUUGAGACCGUCGGAACAAAGGAGAGCAUCUGCGUCUUUGUGGGAGCCAUGGCCAAGGGCGCCGACAAUUUCGCGGAUUCCAUGGUCGAUGAAAAGAUUUCCAUCAGCAACUAUUCCCUUUCAGCUAGUGUUGCUUGCAGCAAGUUCUGCCACGCGGCAGAGGAUGUCUGGGACAUUCUUUAG
Molecule: messenger RNA, 4140 nt
Organism: Purpureocillium lilacinum
Lineage: Eukaryota; Fungi; Ascomycota; Sordariomycetes; Hypocreales; Ophiocordycipitaceae
Source: RefSeq, a predicted model, not a curated record